Molecule: messenger RNA, 1401 nt
Organism: Prosopis cineraria
Lineage: Eukaryota; Viridiplantae; Streptophyta; Magnoliopsida; Fabales; Fabaceae
Product: peroxidase 10-like
Exons: 3
Coding region: 59-1108 (349 amino acids)
Biological process (GO): response to oxidative stress; hydrogen peroxide catabolic process
Molecular function (GO): heme binding; peroxidase activity
Source: RefSeq, a predicted model, not a curated record
UCUGACGCAUGUUUACGAAUAAAGAGGAAGCAGGACUUAUGAACCGUUAACUCAAGCCAUGGCUUCUUCCAAUAACACAGUCGUGUGGUGGUACCUCAUGAGUAUAUUCAUGUGGUGCAGUGUUUGGUUGUGUCCCCUCAAGGUUCAAACGUUUCCUGCGUAUGAUUAUCCUCCCCGUGGAAGCCAAGACAAGAGCCUAGAUUACAACUUCUACGGCACGACAUGCCCUAACUUGCUCUUUAUUGUUCGUUCUGCCGUCUGGUCUGCCAUCAACAACGACCCCAGAAUGGCUGCCUCCCUCCUUCGCCUUCACUUCCACGAUUGUAUUGUCAAUGGAUGCGAUGGAUCAGUACUGCUGGAUGACACGGAGGACAUGAAAGGAGAAAAGAACGCCGGCCCCAACCAGAAUUCCCUCCGAGGAUUUCAAGUCAUCGACUCCAUCAAAGCCCGCCUCGAAACCUACUGUCCCUCCACUGUCUCCUGUGCCGACAUCCUAGCCCUCGCUGCCAGAGAAGCUGUCCUCCAGGCUGGAGGGCCAUCUUGGCCCGUUGGAUUAGGCCGCAGAGAUUCUGUCACUGCAAGCAUGGACGCGGCCAAUCGGCAGAUCCCCACACCUUUCGAGCCUCUUCAAAACAUCACCGCCAAGUUCACUUCCAAAGGUCUUGACUUGAGGGACGUCGUUGUGCUCUCAGGAGGACACACCAUUGGAUUUGCACAGUGCUUCACUUUCAAAGGGAGGCUCUUCGACUUCGAUGGGUCGGGCAAACCGGAUCCGGGGAUGGAUUCGGCUCUUCUCUCGGGUUUGCGGAGAAUGUGUCCCAACAGAAACUCUUCCAAUAGGAACCUGGCUCCUCUGGAUGCUGCUUCCUUUUCCAGAUUCGACAACGCCUAUUACACCAACCUCGUCAAGAACUCUGGCCUCCUUCAAUCGGAUCAAGUUCUUAAGGCAGAUCCCGCCACUGUUAAUCUGGUGAAUUACUAUAGUCUCGACCAGUUCGCCUUCUUCAUUGACUUCGCUGCCUCCAUGGCUAAGCUCAGUAGUGUCGGGGUUCUCACGGGCCAGAAUGGCCAGGUCAGACUCAAGUGUGGUUCCGUUAAUCAAUAUUAAAAACAGAAGCCUCUCUAUUUGAUCACUUGAUUGUGUAUAGUAGUUUAAUACACACACACACACUCACACUCUGCUGGGUAGAUAAUUACCCAUCACUUUGAAUACUGCUGGUGGAGUAGCCUUCGUGUGCUCGACUCUGUAGAAAAUUAAGUGCUUCAUCAGGGUACCAUAAAAGGCCCUGUUAAUUAACUGUAAUAUAAUAUACAGCCGUUGUGAUCCGUUGCUAGCUAAAUGGGGAGUUUUAAUGUAAUAUGAAAAAUCGAAUUAGUCAAACUAGUAUAUUAUUAAAUCAA